Molecule: messenger RNA, 1113 nt
Organism: Camelina sativa (false flax)
Lineage: Eukaryota; Viridiplantae; Streptophyta; Magnoliopsida; Brassicales; Brassicaceae
Product: putative FBD-associated F-box protein At5g53635
Molecular function (GO): protein binding
Source: RefSeq, a predicted model, not a curated record
AUGGCUGAUGAUAGGGAGAAACCGAAAGAGGCUUGUUCUAAAGGGUUGAGUGAGAUAUUGGAGGAAGAUAGGAUAAGCCAAUUACCUGAUCAUUUGAUAUAUCACAUACUUGGUUAUCUCUCUAUUAAUGAUGUUGUAAGACCAAGCAUUUUGUCCACCAGGUGGAGGGGUCUCUGGCUUUGGGUUCCUCGUUUGGAACUAAGCUCCCGAGAGUUCUCUGACUUCAAUGCCUUUGCGAGUUUUGGUGACAAGUUUUUUGAUUCCGAUAGGGUGUCAUGCAUAGAAAACCUUGAGUUAACUAUUGUUGUAAAUGAGAAUACAUCUUAUUUCACUUCAUGGAUUGAUGAUGCUGUUAAGCGUAACGUCCAACAUCUACGUCUUGACUUUUGUUUAACGUCAUAUUUUGAGAGGCCCGUAAGCCUUUACGUGUGUCACACACUGGUUUCUUUAAAGCUCAAUUGUAUGACCUUGGAUGUUGUCGAGUUUUUUUCCUUCCCUCGUCUGAAGACUAUGCAUUUAACUUAUCUUUGGCUUUCCAAGGAUGCCACUUUCGAGAGAUUUGUCUCUUCUUGUCCUGUCUUGGAAGAUUUAGAAAUUUUCGGAUAUCUGGAUGCUUCUCAACCCCUUCGGGUACACUCUAGGUCACUGAAAAGACUCAUUAUUGCAGGUUGUGCUUCUACUAAGGUUGAUUCUGUUCCAGGAAUUAUCAUUGAUGCUCCUCUAUUAUGUGAUUUGGCAAUCAUAGAUGAGAAAUCAAAAAGCUUUAUAGUAAACAAUAUGGAGUACAAUGCCAAGUUAAAAAUUGAUGUCUCCUUUGGUAUUGAGGUUGUGGAUGAAGCAAGUGUUUCAUCGAGGAGGAGUCUCAUCCGUAGUUGUCUGUCAGGGAUCUUGAAGGUCGAGGAUUUGACGAUAUUUGGGGACAUUUUGUUGAAGAUCAUUCAUUACUAUUCCAAAUCAGAAUCGCUGCCACAGUUUGGUUAUAUGUCACAGCUUUCUCUCGUGGGAGAGUAUAUGAAAUGGUUUGAACCAUUUCUUGAGAGCUGCCCGAAUCUGAAAUCCCUCGUCUUGAUGGUAAAUCUGCUAAACCCUAUGAUAUUUGUUUCAUCUCUAUGA